Molecule: messenger RNA, 903 nt
Organism: Rhineura floridana
Lineage: Eukaryota; Metazoa; Chordata; Lepidosauria; Squamata; Rhineuridae
Product: olfactory receptor 6M1-like
Exons: 1
Coding region: 1-903 (300 amino acids)
Biological process (GO): G protein-coupled receptor signaling pathway
Cellular component (GO): membrane
Molecular function (GO): olfactory receptor activity; G protein-coupled receptor activity
Source: RefSeq, a predicted model, not a curated record
AUGGAGCAGGUGACCGAAUUCAUCUUAAUUGGCUUCCAGCUUCCAAGGCCCUUGGAGAUCUUCCUGUUUGCAGUGCUUCUUGUCAUCUUCCUGUUAACAUUAGCUGGGAACAUCAUGAUCAUCACACUGGUAUGCUUGAACCAGCACCUCCAAACCCCCAUGUAUUUUUUCCUCUGCAACCUCUCCCUCUUGAAGGUCCUCUUUGUCUUGUCAAUCACCCCCAAGAUGCUGGUGAACCUGGUUUCCAUGAAGAAAGCCAUUUCCUUUUUGGGCUGUGUGGCUCAGUGCUAUUUCUAUUUCUUCCUCGGAACCACUGAGUUCAUCCUCAUAGCUGUGAUGUCCUUUGACCAUUACAUCGCCAUCUGCAACCCACUUCGCUACACCAUCAUCAUGAAUGGAUGGGUCUGCACCUGUCUGGUGCCACCUGGCUGGAUGGGUGGCUUCCUUUCCACCAUUGGUCCUAUCAUUUUGCUCUCCUGCCUAUCCUUCUGUGACUCUAAUAUCAUAGACCAUUUCUUCUGUGACUAUACCCCAAUGAUAAAGCUUUCUUGCAAUGAUGUGCAUUUCAUCCUGCUUCUGGAGUCUGUCCUGUCCUCAGUGGUGCUCCUCAGCUCUUUGUGUGCCACUUGCAUCUCCUAUCUCUACAUUAUUGUCACCAUCUGGCGCAUGCACUCCACCAAAGGUCGACAGAGAACAUUUUCCACCUGUGCUUCUCACAUCACGGUCACCUCCAUCUUUUACAGGAGUGCAAUCUUCAUGUACUCUUUGCCCAGCCAGGGACACUCUCGGGAUGUCCAGAAGUCAGUUGCAGUCCUUACCGCAGUGGUUACGCCGUUAUUGAACCCUUUUAUUUAUACUCUAAGGAAUGAGAAGGUCAAGGAGGCAUUAAAAGACUCUAAGUAG